CUUGAAUUCAUAUCACUUAAUAAUCUUUUCACACUUUUACACUUGGCCUUUAUAUACUUGGCAAUGAUGACGUGAAGCUUCGAAUCGUUUUCCAACGGAAAUUACCAAAGUCAAAUCCAUUCGAAAACGUCGAAAUUUAAGCCUGUAAAAGAAAAUUCCGUGAAUUUGCCCAGACAUAUUAACAAAAUAUUUUAUUUCUAUUUUAAAAUAUUGCCACAUCCAAAUAAAUCGAAAGAAAAUGUCUUUAUCAAACUUCUUUUUCGGUGAUCCAGAAGAAGAUCCAAUAUUUAGUCACACUAUGAAUUCGAUGCGCCAAAUGCAAAAUCACAUGAUGAGUAACAUGUUAACAGACCCGUUUCGAAUGUUUGGAAUGCCCAGUUUUGGUGGAUUUGGCCUUGCACCACGACAAAUGCACAGUUCACCUUUUCCUGGGAUGAAUUUGAAUCGACUUCUUGCAGGAGGGCCAGAACAUGGUGUUUCAUAUAGUAGCAGCAGUGUUUUCUCUGUGACGUCUUCAGGAACAGAUGGCCGUCCACAAGUGUAUCAAGAAACAAGCUCAGUUAGAAGUGGACCCGACGGCCUCAAGGAAACUCGAAGAACUGUUCAGGAUUCCACAACAGGGAAGAAAAAAAUGGCAAUUGGUCAUCACAUCGGCGAACGAGCUCAUGUCGUUGAAAAGGAACAGAACUUACACACAGGAGAACGUGAAGAGCGCGAAGACUUUAUCAAUCUUGAUGAAUCCGACACUGAAGAAUUUGAAAGAGAUUUUGAACAAAAAUCUUUACAUAAUGCACCCGGUCGUCAAAGAUGUCAAAUUGAAGAAAUUUCAUCAGAACCAUUGCUUGCUAUUCAAUCUUCCGAAGAUAUUCAGCAUCAACAACAACAACAGCAACGCAAUCGAUUGGCAACACCAAGAAGAUCCUAUCAAAUAAGACCGUCUCCAUCACCGCUUACAUUGCCGUCAACAUCAAGGCAUGAAACAUCGCCAAGCUUGCACCCUCAUCCAUACAACCCACAACAAACGAGAAAGAAUCGUUCGUCGAAAUUAAAGGGUCAACAAAGCAGCAGUCAUCAUCAUCACCACUAAAGCUUCUUCUUCUAAUUCCUCCUUCGUUCUACAACAUAAAUAAGUAAAUAAAAGAUGUGUGGGAGGGUUUGGGAUGGACAUCUUUGAAGAUGUUAUUCAACUUUCUUUUUUUUCGAUCCCUUAACUACUUACUCAAUCGUAUGAAGAAUUAAUCGAAUCAUGUGAAGGGUUUGAAGAUGUUAUUAAUGACAUGUGUUUGAUUUCGAAAGAUGAAAGAAUUUUUUUUGCUUAAAUUGUUUUCGUUAAGUUACAAACAAGAAAUGAAAGAAGAAAGAAUUGGGAAAAUAGAAUUAUAAAUAAUUAAUUAAAUAGGAAGAUGAAAAGUGUGUCGGGCAUUUUUGACGAUUAGAAAAAGCUUUUAAGAUGAUUGCAAUGACACUUUCGAUAAAUUUAAUAAUUUUUUUCUUCUUUCUCUUUUAAAUUUAAUUUCUCAGGAAGGUGAAAAUGUUCAGUGAAGACGGUAAAGCCUUUGUUGAUAAGGGAUAAAUAAGCUCACAAGAUAUGUGUGGGUGAUAACACAAAUGACAGGAAGCAUGAAAGAAACAGUCAAUAAUGCUUGUCGAUUUCAAUGAACAUUUUUAUUCAAAAGAGAAAUCCUUUAGCUAGUAAGUUUAAAUCAAUUUAUGUCUAAUGUUUUCUUCUUCUCUCAAUGUAUUUGAACUUUUUUCCAACAUUUCAAUGCAAAUGAAAGAAAAGAAAAACGAGUGAGUGAGAGGGGAAGAAAAUCAAUUCCCGGGAAAAUAAUUUUGCGUGAAAUAAGUUCGAGUUUGAAUUCCAAUUAUGAAUGAAAAAUUUAUUUUAAAUAUUUCUCGAUAUACGAAAAUAAACAUGAAAAGAAUGUGAAAAAAAGUGCACAAUCAACUCGUUGUAAUUAUUCAAC
Messenger RNA from Clunio marinus, 1967 nucleotides. NCBI's taxonomy places the organism in Eukaryota, Metazoa, Arthropoda, Insecta, Diptera, Chironomidae. The record is from the annotation of a GenBank genome assembly.